AUGGUAAAUGCUGCACAGCAAAGGGCUGCUGCUGUGGCUAAGGAUGUUGCUGCCACUAGUGGAGGGCCUGUAGCAGUAGAACCACUCUCGGCCACAGAGGAAUUCCUGGUGAAUCAGGGAUCCCAAGCAUCCAUCAUCCCAUAUAUCAUGGAAGUAGGUGCCACAGCCUACACAGCAGAGGAGUGUCCAGGAAUCAUGUACCCUACAUGCCAUGCACCCUUCUUUGAUGCAGAAAAUGAAAUUAUACUUGAAGGACUAAGGCAACAUCAUGACAUUUUCUGUCCAAGGGGGAGACAAAUGAGGGAACAGUGGAUGCAUUGUGGGCAGACCUUGUCUGUGAUGAGAAUAGCAUGGGCCAGCAAUGCAGAGCAUACAAUUAGUUAUGGUUCAACAGUGGCACUGCUGAGCAACAGGAAGCAAUUCCCUUCAUUCUUCCGCACUGCUCCUAAUGACAAAUUCCAAUCUAUUGGCAUAGCUCGUCUGAUGAUAUAUUUUGGUUGGACCUGGGUUGGAAUCCUGGUAGAGGAAAGUGACUAUGGACAACAAGGCAGUCAAACAGUUAAAGAAGAACUCCUUAAGUCUGAAGCCUGUAUUGCAUUUUUUGAAUCGAUUCCUGUGGCUUACAGUGAGAGAAAGAUCCAGAGAAUUAUUGAUGUUAUCAAGGGAUCAUCUGCAAAUGUCAUUCUGGCCUUCUCAAUUGAUGAAGGUAUGAAUCCUGUUUUGGAAGUUAUAUCCAAGCAUAACAUUACUAACAAAAUAUGGCUUGCUUCAGAUGGUUGGUUUCACUCUCCCAUCUUUUCCAAUAAUAAUAUUAUUAAAACAUUAAAUGGCACCAUUGGAUUUGCAUACCAGAAAGGUGAAAUGCCUAACUUUAAAGAACAUCUUCUAAAUGUUAAUCCUUUUAAAACUCCAAAUGACAUAUUUGUGAAGGAGUUUUGGAAAGCAGCUUUUAGUUGUAAAUUAUGGCAACAUAAUUUGAGUCAGCCUGCAAGAAACACAGUAAAUGAAGAAACACCGUUUUGUUCUGGGAAUGAAAACCUAAAAGAACUGAGUAACCCCUUCACAGACAUCUCUUCCCUAACAAUGCCAUACAAAGUUUACCAAGCGGUAUUUGCAGCUGCAGAGGCUUUGCAUGACAUGUUUUCAUGUUCUCCAGGUUAUGGCAUCCUGGAAAAUGGAUCAUGCCAUGACAUGCACCACUUUGACCCCUGGCAGCUGUUGACAUACUUGAAGAAAGUACACUUCAGAGACAAAACUGGAGAUGAAAUAUUCUUUGACAUAAAUGGUGACCCUCCAGCUGUUUAUGAUAUUCUGAACUGGCAAGUUAGUGACAGUGGAUUAUCAAGCUAUGUUGAAGUUGGACGAUACAACACCAGUGCCAGCCCUGACUUGGUUAUCGAUGAACAUCAGAUCAAAUGGAAUGGAGGUCACACCCAGGUCCCACGGUCUGUGUGCAGUGAGAGCUGCCAUCCAGGAUACAGACGUUCUAACCUUCAGGGUCAGCCCAAGUGUUGCUACACCUGCAUGUUAUGUCCAAAUGGAGAAAUUACCAACCAGAGUGAUUCCAAUACUUGUUGGAUAUGCCCAGAAGAUUAUUGGUCCAAUCCUGCCAGAAAUCAGUGUCUUCAAAGAUCCGUGGAAUAUCUAUCCUUUGAAGAACCCCUGGGUAGCACUUUGGCAUCUCUAUCGAUUAUCUGCACACUGAUUCCUGUGAUGGUGUUAACCAUCUUUAUGAGACACAGAGACACUCCAGUUGUAAAGGCCAACAACCGGAACAUCAGUUAUCUUCUACUGUUUGCACUGUCUCUCUGUUUCCUUUGUUCUUUGAUUUUCAUAGGUCACCCAGUGAGAGUUACAUGCCUGCUGCGACAAACUACCUUUGGUAUAGUCUUUUCUCUCUGCAUAUCUUGUGUGUUGGCAAAAACUGUUAUGGUAGUGAUAGCCUUCAAUGCGACAAAACCAAAUAGUAACUUAAAAAAAUGGGUCGGACCUGUUCUGCCAAACAGUAUUGUAUUUAUAUGCACCAUGUUUCAGGUUAUUCUGUGUAUAUGCUGGCUAACUAUUUCUCCUCCCUUCCCAGUAAAGAACAGAAAUGUACAACAUGAUAAAAUUAUUAUUGAAUGUGAUGAGGGAUCUGGUAUUGCCUUUUGGUUUUUGCUGGGGUACAUGGGGCUUUUAGCCAGUGUCAGUUUUGUUGUUGCAUUCCUGGCUAGAAAACUACCAGAUACUUUUAAUGAGGCUCAGUUUAUCACAUUCAGCAUGUUGAUAUUUGUAAGUGUGUGGCUUUCAUUUAUCCCAGCAUACCUGAGCACCAAAGGAAAAUACAUGGUUGCAGUAGAAAUCUUUGCAAUCUUGUCUUCUAGUGCUGGACUGUUUUCAUGUUUAUUUUUACCCAAAUGUUAUAUUAUUCUGUUGAGACCUGAGAUGAAUACCAGAGAAUAUCUAAUGGGAAAAGGAAAUGUUAACAUUAAGUAAAGCAAAUAAUGUAAUAAUGGAAUCUGUGGUAAUUAUAAACUAAUGAAACAUACCAUUAUAUUAUUUAUAUUAAUCACGUACCUCACUGAAAUCAGCAAGCAGCCCCACAAUAACCUUAGCAUUGUUGAGCAUUCCCUCUAAGGGUUGGCAGUAGACUCAGCAUUAGAUGUGGAUGGACCAUAUGUGUGCAAUACCAUUGCCUACAUACAGGGGGAGCACACCUGAAUGUACACAUAGGCAGUGGUGGUGCUCCCAGAAUUGUCCUUUACAUACACAAGAAUGACUGUAAAGGCUUUAUUCUUCAAUAAAUUAUGGGUGCUAUAGCUGCACACCAACAAGGUAUGCUGUCCAUUUUUUUUAGCAGUAACAUUGCAAACAUGCCUGAAGUACUACUGCCAACAUGUAUGUGUUAAAUUGGAGGCAGAUAUCUUCAACGUAUGGCAGAGCUAUGCAGCACCACCAAAAUAUUUUGGAUUAUCACAUGAAGAAGUCAAGCAGUUUGUUGCUUACUGGGAAGUCGGUAUGCAGUUUAUUAGCAUAGAAUGUUUCUGAAUCUUAUAACCUGCACAUGGUGUAACAUGCCAUAUUUGGAGCAGCAGUCACACUGGAGUACCUGGUAUCACUUUGUUGUACUUUGCCUCAGAUCAAGAUAAUUAUUUGUAGUCGAAUAGAAAAGAGUAUCACAUUUCAACCACUUCACCCUGACCCUUUUGGAAUCUGAUACUAUCUGUCUUAUAACCUGUACACUAAAUGCAAUGAAAAUAUUAUUUAUUUGUCUUUUUAUUUCAGUAAAUAGUUUUGGUUGCAAUGUUAUUUUUUAUAGGUUACAACACAGACCGUUGCUGCCUCUUCAUGUCAUGGUUAAUUGCAGGGUACUUGUAUCACUAGGUAUAACGAAUUGGGUGAAUAAGCAGAAAACAACACAACAUUCUGACUUCA
This is a messenger RNA of Protopterus annectens (West African lungfish), 3414 nucleotides long. Its product is annotated as extracellular calcium-sensing receptor-like. Lineage: Eukaryota; Metazoa; Chordata; Ceratodontiformes; Protopteridae. The transcript is spliced from 6 exons. Gene Ontology annotation, molecular function: G protein-coupled receptor activity. Gene Ontology annotation, biological process: G protein-coupled receptor signaling pathway. The coding region runs from base 1 to 2475 and encodes 824 amino acids. The record is from RefSeq and is a predicted model, not a curated record. Gene Ontology annotation, cellular component: membrane.